AGCACAAUACGAUAUUUAUACAGUGCAAACCUUACAACAGUGCGCCUUGCGGCAAAUAUCAUACACGAGUAAAACGCGUAUGAUUAAUUAUUUCGUGCGUGUGUGAAUGUGUUACUACGUGGGAAGCGGAAUCAUCGGUGAUUGUGAGGCAUUCGCGUCGCGCGUUUCUAUUUCAGUGGCUCGCGGGACGCCUUCCAAGCCAGUCGCGAAACGAGCGCGUGCUACCGCCAAAAGUGAGAUGUGGAUGCAAAUGUAAAACAUGACGAGACGAUCCGCCAAUAUUUCGCAUGCAUAACAUCUGCCUACGACGCGCAAAUUAACCCAAAUAAUUUUUUUACUCGAAAAACAUAAAACAGUAUUUAAUUAAAUUAUUAUUAUUAUUACCUGCUACAAGCGAUAAAAUUAGUUAGUUCAAGUGCAAAACGUGAUUUAAUUCAAGUUUAUUACAUACUUAAAAUACUACUUAAUAGAUAACAGAAUAAAACUCAAAAAUGGAUCAUGAAAAGCGUGAAAAACGUCGACCAAAUCCAAGGGCCAGCAGCAACUUUCUAUCAUCAUUAUUCCUAAUUUACAUGUUACCAAUUUUCUACCGCUCGUUCAAAAAAGGUCUCAACGAGAACGAUCUCUUCGAACCACUCGACGAACACAAGUCGAAAUUGGUCGGCGAAAAACUUGAAAAGUUAUACAAUCGCUACAACAAGCGAUACAAAAAAUGGUCGCUGCACUUGGCGAUAACACACGCCUUCGGGCUGGAGUUUCUUGCCAUCGGAUUGUUGACACUUUUCAAAGAACUAGUUGUUAUUAUUAUAGAACCAAUACUAAUUGGAAAGUUGGUUGCCUACUUUGCACAAACUACUGAAGUGAUAACGCACGAAGAGGCUUAUUAUUACACAGCGGCCCUGAUAUGCUCUAUGUGCGUGGAGCGAAUCAUUGCACAUCCGUCCAUGAUGUGGAUUAUGCACGUGGCGAUGAAAAUGCGAAUCUCUUGCAGUGCAUUAGUAUACCGCAAGACUUUAAAAUUGAGCAAAAGUGCUCUGGGCCAAACCACAGUCGGACAUGUUGUCAAUUUAUUAUCAAACGAUGUCAGCAAGUUUGAUCAGGGAUUUGUACUUGCGCAUUUCUCAUGGGUAGCGCCUAUUCAAUCAGUAGUCGCCAUUUACUUCCUGUAUAGGGAGAUUGGUGCUGCGUGUUUCCUAGGAGUUGGGUUCCUGUUGACUUUCAUACCGUUACAGAUGUUGAUGGCUAAGAGGACUUCCGUUCUACGUCUGCGCACUGCCUUACGCACAGACGAACGAGUGAGACUGAUGAAUGAGAUUAUUUCCGGUAUUCAGGUGAUCAAAAUGUACACGUGGGAGAAACCUUUUGCCAAAUUAAUUGCACUUAGCAGAAGUAAGGAGAUUGAAUCAAUCCGUGCCCACAAAGUGUUGAUCGCAUUGACGUACUCAAUUGAAUUGUUUGCCUCCCGUACCGCCAUUUUUAUCAGUUUGGUAUCCUACGUCUUGAUGGGUAACAGUGUGACUGCCGAAACUGCUUUCGGUAUCACGGCCAUUUACAACGUCAUGAAGACUACUAUUACGUUUUUAUUUACCAUCAGUAUCACUUCUCUUGCCGAGGUAAACGUUUCAAUCAAGCGUAUCAAGAAGUUCCUUGAUUACGACGAGUUGCCGACUAAGAUGAUACUGCCACCUCCUGGGGUUACCAUGGAAACCAAAGAAAAAGACAUAAAAGAAAAACUUGGCAAUAGUACUAAUGGAUUGAAUGGCAAUUCACUUAUUCCAAUCACACCACCAACACCAAAAGUAAUCUUAAACAAAGUGUUUGCUAAAUGGAGCAAGGACCAGAGUGAUGACACACUUGCAGAUAUCAGUUUCAGCAUUACCGAUCCCCAGUUGUUUGCUGUGAUUGGUCCAGUUGGAAGUGGUAAAAGCAGCCUGCUAAAUGUUAUUCUUUCCGAGUUACCCGUAUCUGAAGGUGAUGUCCACAUCUCUGGUAAAGUUUCAUUUUCUGCACAAGAACCCUGGUUAUUCUCUGGAAAUGUGCGUCAAAAUAUCCUCUUUGGGGAUGCUUAUGAUGAACAAAGGUACAGGAAAGUUUGCAAGGUAUGUCAAUUAGAAUCUGACUUUGCGCAAUUGCCGCAUGGUGAUAAAACCCUCGUUGGUGAACGUGGUAAGACCUUAAGCGGUGGACAAAAGGCCCGUGUGACAUUAGCACGAUGUAUUUACAAGAAAGCUGAUAUCUAUUUGUUGGACGAUCCUCUAUCAGCUGUGGACGCUAAUGUCGGAAAGAAAUUAUAUCAUGAAUGCAUCCGAGGAUUUCUAGCAACAAAGAUCUGUAUCUUGAUCACACAUCAAUUGCAAUAUUUAAAGAACGCGGAUAAGAUUCUCAUCCUGAAUGAUGGUACCGUUGGUGGUUUGGGGACCUACAGUGAGUUGCAAAACAGUGGAUUGGAUUUUGCAAAACUAUUGGAAGCUUUCCAAUCACCUGAAGAGGAAGUUGAAGCGCGUAAAAUCAAAUCACGUCAAAACUCAGUCAAUUCCGAAAGUGACGAGAUCAAGUCAUUGCUUGAGGAUGAAUUAGACGAUGAGCCUACGUUAGAAAAAGAAAACGUGACUUCUGGAGUGAUAAACUUCGGGACGUACCGAAGGUACUUCCGUGCCGGAGGAAACUACUUCACAAUAUUCUGCUUGGCAAUGGCCUUCUUGUUAUUUGAGGUUGUCUCCAGAGCAAACGAUUACUACAUCACUUAUUGGGUGAACACAGAGCAAUACUUCGCCGAACACUCUAAUAUGAGUCAAUAUGAACAGAAUGCAACCAGAAAUGAACUGAUUUACGAGUAUACCGGAGUUACCAUUGCCACCAUUUUGUUAGCGGUGUUACACAAUCUCUUCGUAUUCCUGUUUCUAAUGAAGGCGUCAAUUAAUCUACACAACUUCAUUUUCAAUCAGUUGGUUAAGGCUAAGAUGAAGUUUUACAAUGCUAACCCGACUGGAAGGAUUUUGAACAGGUUUUCGAGAGAUUUGGGAGUUAUCGAUGAGUAUCUUCCGUAUAUUAUUGCGGAUUGCAGUGGGAUUGGUUUGUUAUUGGUUGGUACGAUUGUGCUAACUAGUAUUGUGAAUCCUAUGUUGUUACCACCUGCAUUGGUGCUAAUGGCGUUGUUUUACUUGAUGCGCAUUGUCUAUUUGAAGACCAGUCGGAGUGUCAAGAGAAUUGAAGGAAUAACACGUAGCCCAAUUUUCAACCAAAUGACAGCUACCAUGAACGGUUUAAGUACAAUUCGUGCCUUUGAUGCAGAGAAGAUGUUGAUCAAAGAGUUUGACAGUUUCCAAGAUCUGCACAGCUCAGCAUGGUUCAUCUUCAUUGCUUCCACCAGAGCGUUCGGGUUCUGGUUGGAUAUGAUUUGUGUGUUCUUCAUCGGUUUGGUGGUCAUUGUCUUGCUUGUUAUCAAUGCGAGCAUGUAUGGCGGUGAUCUAGGAUUGAUCAUUACGCAAUACAUGGGUCUGAUGGGUUCACUUCAGUGGGGUAUGCGACAGUGGAGUGAGUUAGAAAAUCAGAUGACUUCAGUUGAAAGAGUUCUGGAGUAUACCAAAUUGGACAAUGAACCAGAAAGAGAAGAAAACUCUAAACUGCCAAAGGAUUGGCCCAGUAGUGGAAAACUAGAGUUCAGGGACGUGUCCAUGCGUUAUUUGGAAUCUGAUCCACCUGUAUUGAAGAAUUUGAAUUUCGUUGUGCAUCCAGCUGAAAAGGUUGGAAUAGUUGGUCGCACGGGAGCUGGCAAGUCUUCCAUCAUUGUGUCCCUUUUCCAAUUGUAUGAGUUGGAAGGUGGUAUUUUGAUUGACGAUAUUGAUUCCACAAAACUUCCAUUAAAUAUUGUGCGUGCCAAGGUUUCAAUCAUUCCACAGGAGCCAAUUCUUUUCUCAGGCACGAUGAGAAAGAACUUGGAUCCGUUUGAUGAGUACAGUGAUGAAAUUUUGUGGAACGCUUUGGAACAAGUCGAGCUGAAGGAGGUUGUAGCUGAGAUGUCCCAAGGGCUACACACUAACAUAUCGGAAGGAGGGUCCAAUUAUAGUGUAGGACAACGUCAGCUUGUCUGUUUGGCACGAGCUAUUAUCAGAAACAACAAAAUUUUGGUAUUGGACGAAGCAACAGCUAACGUGGAUCCACACACGGAUGCAUUGAUUCAGAAAACCAUACGGAAGAAAUUUGCAGAAUGCACGGUGUUGACCAUAGCCCAUAGGUUACAUACUGUUAUGGAUUCCGAUAAAAUAUUGGUAAUGGACGACGGGCGCGUGGUGGAGUUUGACACGCCUUACAUGUUAUUACAACGAGAUAAGAGUAUCUUCAAGGAGAUGGUCGAGACCACUGGGACAGCAACCGCGAAGGUAUUGAAGGAUAUUGCCGAAAAGACGCACAAUGAAUCUAAGGACAAGUGAUCAAAUAAGUGCCUCAGAAAGUGAAUUGAAAAUGUACCAUUUUGGUAUUCCUUAACAUUCUUGUGAUAUUACCGCUUAUUAGAUAAGAUUAAUUUUGUAAUAUACAAAUUGAUGAUCAAUUAUUUAGGUAUUUUCAUGCAAUUGUCGUUAAGGGUUACUGUGUCUUACAGUGGUGGAAGGCAUUUUUACGUUGGAUGAGAAAUGGAUGAUUUAUUAUUUUCAGCAAGUUUAAAUACAACUUGUAACAAGAAUAA
Molecule: messenger RNA, 4684 nt
Organism: Dalotia coriaria
Lineage: Eukaryota; Metazoa; Arthropoda; Insecta; Coleoptera; Staphylinidae
Product: probable multidrug resistance-associated protein lethal(2)03659
Exons: 7
Coding region: 492-4430 (1312 amino acids)
Biological process (GO): transmembrane transport
Cellular component (GO): membrane
Molecular function (GO): ATP hydrolysis activity; ABC-type transporter activity; ATP binding
Source: RefSeq, a predicted model, not a curated record